This is a messenger RNA of Paramecium sonneborni, 669 nucleotides long. Lineage: Eukaryota; Ciliophora; Oligohymenophorea; Peniculida; Parameciidae. The record is from the annotation of a GenBank genome assembly.
AUGUGUUUUAUUUAUGAUGAUGCAGCUUAAAGAAUUAAAGAGAAAAUUCAUGAUGAUUAUUUCAUGCAAAUAAAUGAAUUUAUGAAUAAUGAAUAAAUCAAACUUUUUCAUCAAUUAUUUUAUUAACCAGAAUAUAGAGAAAUAAGCUAAAUAACAACAGAAUAUGGAUUCAUGCAUUCUAAUCUCUUAUUAAAUAAAAUGGAUAUUAUUUAAAUUUCCCUAAUCUUCUUAAUUAUUUUAUUAUAACUUAGUUUUUUAGGAGAAAUAUGUUAUAUAUAUAAUAAUAGAUUUUUAAAAAGAGUAGUAAUUAAUAUAAUCAAUGUAAAUAAGAAUAUUUUAAAUUCGAUAAAUAUAUAAAAUAGCAGCUCUAGAGAUUGUUUCAUUGCAUAUUUUAUUUUAGAUGUGCUUUUAAUUAUGGACUAAUUUUAAUUAAAGAUAGAACUGAAAUAAAUCUCAAAUCAAUUCUUCCUGGUGAUUUAAGCAAAUAGUAUAAAUUCUGUGGAUGAAAUAUUGGAAAUUUUAGAGAAUAAUUUGAUAAAAAACAAUUCUGGCUUUUAGCUUAUUUAGAAAUUAAAUUUUGUUCAAACUAUCUCUAUUAUUUGUAAGAAGAGUUAAAUGAUUAGAUCAGAACCAAUGCAGAAAAUAAGAUACAUAUAUAUGAAGAUAUGA